Messenger RNA from Letharia columbiana, 1803 nucleotides. RefSeq lists its product as uncharacterized. Lineage: Eukaryota; Fungi; Ascomycota; Lecanoromycetes; Lecanorales; Parmeliaceae. The coding region runs from base 1 to 1803 and encodes 600 amino acids. The transcript is spliced from 3 exons. The record is from RefSeq and is a predicted model, not a curated record. Gene Ontology annotation, molecular function: protein binding.
AUGAAUGCAGAGUCGGCAGCUUCACAACGAAACUUCCAAAGGGUUGCACUCAAUGCAUUGCUCCAUCAGGGCCAAUCGAUGCAGAACAUCCGUGGGGAGGGGCAUUCAGUGUCCGAAAGACGCAACCUACAAACCUUGAACUAUCUCGAUACUGGGAGUGCGCCCUUACUGCCGACGGGCGAUCCCUCCAACGACCUUGCUCUAGGACCUUCAGGUACUCAUGGCCCAUGGUUGCAGGCUGAAUCAGGGUGGCAAGGUUCAGAAGUUGGACAUCCACGUCACGACAGUACAAGCAAUCGCCGACUCCAACCUCGGCGGGAGUGCGAUUGGGGUUGCAAUUGCUCGUGUCAUGCGUGUCGGUCGUUGACAUCUCUGGAGCGGUUAUGCUCGAUCAUAGGCAACGUUUCAGUCAAAUUUAGAGCACCUAGAGGCAAUUCCACCUGCGAUCCACAAUCCUGCCGCCGAAAGUCUGCACCCAUGAUACAGAUCGACUACCUCUUCCCCCCAUGGAUGCUCAUGGCCAUUACAUCAACCACGAUAACUGUCCCCAGCUUGCAUUCCUGGAACAUCACCUUGCGAGUUUGCAGAGUCGUUCCGGAUUCAGCCAUUAUCUUCCGCUUUGCUUUGGACGGCAAUCUUCAAGGCAUGAAGAUGUUGUUUGAUGCAGGAUCCGCUGCAGCACAUGAUGUUGACGCUAGCACUGGAACAUCUGCUUUACUGUAUGCUACCGAUAGAGGCCAUAUCGACGUGUGGAGAUUUCUUCUGAAAGCAGGAGCAGAUCGUUGUCAGGAGACUAAAACCCACCACUCACCGAUGGAUGUUGCGAGUGGCCGUAUCUUAGGCGGAACGGCAUCACCGGAGAUCACAACAGCAUUGACCGAGGACUUUGAUAUCGAAGAACACCUCGAGGAGCGACAACUUCCCGUUCUUCACAGAAUUGUUCUAGGUCUAGCUGAGGCGGAUUUAGAAACCCAGCUGCGAUUGUCAACUAUGGUUAAGAUCAACGCAUUAGACUACCAAGGCCGUACAGCGCUGAGCUGGGCGGCCAUUAGAGGAGACAGUGCAUCCCUGAAUCUACUCCUGAAGUACGGCGCUGACCCGAAUGUCGUCGCCUACAAUGGCGACGCGCCACUUCAUUACGCGACGAGGGCGCCUGUCCCACGCUGUGUUAGGCCCUUGCUUGAGAGUGGUGCGGAUGUCAAUGCUGUGAACGCAUGGAAGGUAAAUCCAUUGGCGUACACCACGGCGUUUCGAGACGACCUUCGGUACUUGAAACCCUUGUUGGAGAAGAGCGUCGACAUGGAACAUAAAGAUAGGCACGGACGCUCGGCACUAAUGCGCGCAGUCCUCAACAAUCGUCCAAACCUAGUCAAGUGCUUGCUAGGAAAUGGUGCAAAGCUUGCACAAGCCGAUGCUUGGGGUUUCCGGCCGCUGAUGGUAGCUGUUGAGCGCAAGUUUCACGCAGUUGCUCACAUCAUUCUGCAGAGCAGUACUUCUGUAUUGAGCGAGGAACCCCUCUCGUCUAUUCUCGAAAUGGCUUUGGUCUCUGGCGACCGUCAAACCGUCGAGAUGCUUGAAGGACUUCAGUCACGAGUACUGAACGCUGGUGAGGAGGAUUCUGAAGUUGUAGGAGCUGCUGCCAACGACUUAAAAGACCUAGGGACACAGAAUGUAACGUCCCCAGCUCAGACUGCCUUGCAGGCAUGGCCUCUAACAUUCCGCAGGAUACGACACAUCUUCAACAAGCUGCACGAGCCCUUACAACUGGUUUCCAAGCUUCAAAACCCGCGGUACCUGUUUUAG